Molecule: messenger RNA, 2302 nt
Organism: Selaginella moellendorffii
Lineage: Eukaryota; Viridiplantae; Streptophyta; Lycopodiopsida; Selaginellales; Selaginellaceae
Product: O-fucosyltransferase 34
Exons: 7
Coding region: 625-2226 (533 amino acids)
Cellular component (GO): cytoplasm
Source: RefSeq, a predicted model, not a curated record
GGGCCCGUCAGGUGAAGUGUGGUGCUGGCCCGUGAGCUGCCCGUCAAAAUUCCCGUGUCUGAAUUGAAUGGAGAUCGAUACAACGAGGAGCGAGUGAUCCGAUGAUCCAUUGUGUCUGUGGUUGCGAGGUCGGCCAUAGCGAUGCCGGAAUCGCGACGAUCGCACGGAGAGCGAGCUCUAGACGAGCGAUUUCUUGGAUGCUAAGCUAAUCGAGCUCCAAAAUAGGGCAAAGGAGCUCCAGAUCUUACUUAAAAGGAGUGCUGCGGCUAUGGUGGAAGGAUCGCGCAGCUAGGGUUUACGCGGCAGAGGUAGCGCCAAGCUUUCGGCUAGGGUCUGUUUUCUUGGUGAUUCCCUGGCGUUGGAGGGGAAAUGCGGCCAUCUGGAACAGCCGAUGCCUUCUUUCCAGCCGCGGCGAUGGCUGGGAUCCGCGUAUCGGCUCCUGCAUUGCGCUCUUCUUGAUCGAUCCGGGCAGUUUAUUUAAGCUGCGCGAUUCAUGUGUCUCCUGGACCGAUUCUUCGCCACAGUGCUCUCCCGGCCGCGAAUUCGUCGUCAGCUGGAUCGGAUUGAGUGGAAGAAGAGGUCGUCGGCGUCGUCAAUAGCGAGGAGGAGGAUUGGGGCUUGGCAAUGCUCAAGGGGAUUGCCGUGACAUGCAGGGAUCUGAAUGGAAGGAGGAGCGCCGAAUCUGGCCAGAUGAGGCCGCCGGCUGAUCAUCACAAGGCUGGGAAGCUGAGGUUUCCGAUGCUACCGAGAUCACGUAUCAAUGUGUGGCUACUGCGAGCGAGCACUAGCAUCCUGCUGUGGACGUGUAUCAUCCAGCUCACUGCUCUGGGCGAGCUAUGGCGUCCUCGAUUGCUUGGGGGGCGAUCGUCUUGCAACGAGCAGAAGGAGAGCGUGUCACCCAUUGUUCCAAUCUAUCCGCCACAGAGUGAGUGUUUCCUCUUCCUUGUUUCUUUUUUCUUUCUUGAUCUUGCUUAUAGUCUUGUGCUCUUUGUGCUUCCAGGAAUAUAUAAAAACAAUGGCUACCUGAUGGUUUCUUGCAAUGGAGGACUUAAUCAAAUGCGAGCUGCUAUCUGUGACAUGGUCACGAUUGCCAGGCGCUUGAACGUGACUUUGGUGGUUCCGGAGCUUGACAAAACGUCGUUUUGGGCCGAUCCCAGCAAUUUUGAUGACAUUUUUGACGUAGACAAUUUCAUCUUCUCGCUGAGGGAUCAAGUCAAGAUCGUAAAAAAGCUUCCGUCUAAAUUCGAUCGUUUAGUAGAGAAUAAGAGCAUUUUCACGCUUGCGCCGAUUAGCUGGUCAAAUGAGACGUACUACGAUAAGCAGAUCCUUCCUUUAGUUCGUAAGCAAAAGGUUAUUCGCUUGAACCGAACUGAUGCUCGUCUAGCAAACAAUGGGCUUCCCUCGGACAUGCAAUUGCUGAGAUGCAGAGUCAAUUAUCACGCUCUUCGAUUCACACCCAAAAUCAUGGCACUCGGGCAAAAGCUAGUCAAGAUUCUACGAUCAAAGGGACCUUUCCUGGUUCUCCACUUGAGAUAUGAGAUGGAUAUGCUCGCAUUUUCCGGUUGCACGCACGGAUGCACGAACUCUGAAGCGGAGGAACUUACUACAAUGAGGUAUGCAUUUCCGUGGUGGAAAGAAAAGGUCAUAAACUCGGAGCAAAAACGAAAAGACGGGCUUUGUCCACUGACUCCGGAAGAGACCGCAUUGGUUUUGCGAGCUCUGGGAUACAGCAACAGCACGCAACUUUAUAUUGCUGCUGGGGAGAUUUACGGCAGCCAACGGAGGAUGCUGGCCUUACAAGCAGCCUUCCCAAACAUUGUUCGCAAGGAGAUGCUAUUGACUCCGGCCGAGCUCAGGCCGUUUUACAACCAUUCCUCGCAAAUGGCAGCGCUGGAUUAUCUCGUCUCACUGGAGAGCGAUGUUUUCGUCCCUACGUACGAUGGAAACAUGGCCAAAGUUGCCGAAGGACACCGGAGGUAUCUUGGAUUCCGCAAGACUGUGCAGCUGGAUCGCAAAGUUAUAAUCGACCUGGUGGAUCAGCUGAGAGAUGGUGCCAUCUCCUGGGAUGAAUUCUCCAUCGCCAUCAAACAAGCUCAUAAGUUCCGGAUGGGAAUGCCGAAGAGACGACGAGUUUUUCCAGACAGACCGAAAGAAGAGGACUACUUUUACUCCAAUCCUCACGAGUGUCUCUGCAAGCCUUCAUCGGAUUUGAGCGCCACCGAUUGAUAACAAUUUUUUUCGCCUAUGGUAUAUUCUUGUAUAGUAGGAGUCGAAUAAAAGGUGUUCUCAGAUUUUCUUUAAA